UUUUCACACAAUUAAUUUAAUUCCUAAUUAAAUUUAUUCUUUGAAUAGUAAUAUAUACAAUUAUUUUACAUACAAUAAGUGCUUACACUUGCAUACAUUGUAGGGUUUAGUAUACAAACAAAAUAGAGUGAGUGAGUAAUCAGUAGUAAAUAAGAAGUCCACCGACAAUGAUCUAAUCACCAAAUAUGGCAACCUACGAGCCAAGACGUUGUUACGUGUGCGAUAAAAUAUUCUGCUGUGUAGAUUGUUGUGAGGAGCACAUAAAGAAAAAACACAGUACCCGUCAUACUAUCACCGACUGUCCUCUGUGUCGCAGAGAGCCAUUAACAGUGCGUAAUUUUGACCUCGAACAGCUUAAAAACCACGUGGUAUUCAACCACCUGCCGUUGCAGUGUCUCAAGUGUGGUGAGUUGUUUGAAAAGCACGAAGAUUUAAAAUACAUCGGCACUUGCGACCGGCAUCCUAUUAUACGGAUAGAGCCGCCCACGUUGACCGAAUUAUGUGUCACAUCGUUAUCUUCAUCAAGCUUGGAAGCUACAUCAGGAGUCACUAAAACUCCAUUAAACUCUUCAUUAACCAAGCACAAAUCUUUGUCAUUCAGCGGCGAUUAUCAACAAUUUGAAGAUUCGCCUCGCGAAUUUACUCGACAUACAAGUACUCCGAUGCACGUUGGCUUGACAAAGCAGCUCAAUUUAUCAAACAUUAAUAUUAAUAAUAUAAGUGGUAAAAGCGGUAAUUUUUUUUUUAAAACACUUAAGCGGCCUGUUGUUCCAAUAAUAAGUAUUACAAGCAGCAGCGAUAAGUCAAUUAAUAUUAAUAAUAAUAAUAAAAAUAGUAGUAUUAAUUUUAAUUCUCCUGAAAUUAUUUCUCAAGAUAAUAUAAAAAAAUCUAAUUUAUCAAAUUUUGAACGCACACCAUUAAGAUCUAUUUUGUCUUCAAAAUCAUUUAAUAAAGAUUCAAGUAAUCAAAGCGGAAGUUUAUUCAAAAAUUUAUCUGAGCGUAGAUUAGAAGCUAUGAUGGAAUUAAAUGAUGAAUCUGAUAAUAAUAAUAAUAAAGAAGUACCGGAUAGUGUUGGUGGAUUAUUAGAGCAAGAUGAUUCUUUAAAUUCAGAAAAUAAAAAAAGAAGAGACAGUAAAGAUUCUAAUAAGCGUGUAAGAUUUUCCGAUGAAUUUAAUUUAAAAUUAGAAGAUGAUAAUUUGACUGAUGAUAAUGAUAAAGAAGAAUUUUUCGAAUCUUGUCAGAGUUUUUCAGACACUUCUGUAAGCUCGACGGAAAAAAUUCAAUCUAGUGAUGGUAAAUUUGUUGGAGAAAAUGCAAGUGAUGUACUUAAAGAAAACAAGGAGAAUAUUGCACAGCCAGGUUGCUCUGGUUCUUCUAGAGUUGUAAUGAUGGUUCUUCUGGAGAAGUCGGGGGAAGUUUACCCAAGAGAUCUGGCGCCGAUUAUAGACUCGAGCUUGGAGAAAUUAAAGACUGCUAUUACUGGCUCUAAUGACCAGUUAGCCGCGACUUGUAUUAGUCAGGAAGCUAUUGAUAAUUGUCAGAGUGGGUUCGCAAUGCUCUCGGUUGAUAGUUAUACGAAAGUAUCUACUGUGGAGUGUGUUAAGAACUCUGAUUCAGCUUCGAGCUACUCCAGUUGCUUGCGGAAAAAUCAGGGUAAAGAAAAUAAUUCUAAGGGAAUUUUUGCUUCGGUUGCUAAUGCUGUUAAAAGUGUCUUCAAAAAUAUAUCAGGAUCUUCCAAAAAUACGAGUACCCUUGAACCAAAUUCACCUGAGAGAAUCCUUCAAGAUUGGUCAUCUAUAGAUUCAUGUGAAAGCGCUAUAACAUCAUUAUCUCGAGCAUCAAAACGUCCACGUGAAGAAAUAGAAUUUCUACCUUGUUCAUCUUCAUCUUAUUCAUCAGACUCAUCAAUUGAUUAUAAAAGAGGAAGCAGAAAUAAAGAAGACGAGGAUAAUAACAAAUCUACCCCGAACAAUACUCGCAGUCCGGCUGUAAAAAAAGCACGCGGAUGGUACAACCAAGUCCGACCUCGCGAACCUAUUUCCCGAAUGAAAAAUAGCUCGUCCUCGACUCCAUUGCCUCGUGGUGUUUCUUUUGAGACUCAAUGCUUCCAACAAGGCGCUUUGACCACCAAGGACGCCAUUCUACCCCUACCUGAUCGCGCUCAAGUUAAUCGAUCUACUCAAACCGACUUUUAAUUCACUUAGUUAUGUAUUUAAUUUAUCUUGAUAGGAAAUAUUUUUUUUAUUUUAUAAAAAUUUAGCAGGUAAUUAAUGU
Cotesia glomerata is the source of this 2274-nucleotide messenger RNA. It is a transcript of the gene fs(1)Ya, whose product is annotated as mitosis initiation protein fs(1)Ya. NCBI's taxonomy places the organism in Eukaryota, Metazoa, Arthropoda, Insecta, Hymenoptera, Braconidae. The transcript is spliced from 3 exons. Bases 186 to 2195 code for a protein of 669 amino acids. The record is from RefSeq and is a predicted model, not a curated record.